Molecule: messenger RNA, 1173 nt
Organism: Colletotrichum karsti
Lineage: Eukaryota; Fungi; Ascomycota; Sordariomycetes; Glomerellales; Glomerellaceae
Exons: 8
Coding region: 1-1173 (390 amino acids)
Molecular function (GO): dioxygenase activity
Source: RefSeq, a predicted model, not a curated record
AUGGUGGCCGACAUCAACCAGCUUCCCCCUUACACACCGCCUCCCCCAACCAAGGAAGACUUGGACUACGUCGAUCUCGUCAACAUCGAUCUUGCCAAGUUCGACGACCCCGAGGGCCGCAAGCAACUCGCCAAGGACCUGUACGAAGCUGCCACCGGCUAUGGUUUCCUCACUCUCACCAACCAUGGCAUCUCCGACGAGACCUACUAUCGCCAGAUGCGCAUUGCCAAUGCGGCUAUGACGUUGAAGCCUGAAGAAAAGGCCCCUUAUGAAGUCACGCCUGAAGAGGAUGCCCGCGGUCUCUACGCCGGCUACAAGCCUGCUGGCCCUCUCGGACACAAGGGUGGCUUCCCCAAAGCUCUUGACCACUACAACAUGCUGGUCCACGACCCCAAGAAGCGCGACCAUCCCGAGAUCAUCCGUCCCUUUAUGGAGGAGUCAUACGAGGUCAUGAGCUACAUCCGAACGAAUAUCCUGGUUAAGUUGUUGAAGAUCGUGGCCGAUAUCCUCGAGGUCCUGGAGGAAGCCGUGCUGUCCACCCAUGCCCCUGGUGGAUCUAAGACGGAAUACCUCCGAUACAUGAUGUGCGAGCCUCGUACAAAGGAGGAGAGCGAGAAAUACCGUCAAAUCUUCCUAGCCGGACACACUGAUUGGGGAACCUGGACCUUCCUCUUCUCCCAGCCCGUUGCCGCCCUGCAAGUUCUCUGCCACCACACCGGUCGCUACAGAUACGUCAAGCACCAACCCCAUGGCAUCGUCGUCAACUUCGGCGAGGCUCUCGAGCGUCUGACAGGCGGACUUUUCAAGGCCACCAUCCACCGCGUGAGCACGCCGCCCGAGGACCAGCGCCACCUUCGCCGCAUCGGCGUCAUUUACUUCGCCCGUCCAGCCGACGACCGUGAGCUUGUACCCAUCGAGAACUCUCCUCUUCUGAAGAAGAUGGGCACCGACAAGCCGAUGGAUGAUCGGGUCUUUUGCAUGGCCGACUACCUCGACGCUCGCAAGCAUGGUUGGAAGCGAUAUGACUUCGACAUGGACCGUCCUCGCGAGGAGGGCAAGCACCAGGACCCCUUUGAUGGAGAGUACCCCGAUCCUGAGGGCCACAAGAGUCUUGGAAAGUUUGACAACGUGCCUCGUCUUCAGUACAGUCUUCCCACUGUCAAGUCGACUUAG